CAUUGCCAUACCUUAUUUUUAGGUCGUGCUCCGCCACUGGGGAGGGAGGUGGUGGGGAAUGGCGGCGGCGACGCUCCGGUGGGUGCUGCAGCUGCACCGGGACGUACCGCGGGCAGCACGGUUCUACUCGGAGGGUCUCGACUUCAGUGUAAACGUCUGCACGCUCCGCUGGGCCGAGCUGCAGUCGGGGCCGCUCAAGCUCGCACUCAUGCACACCAACGACAGUAAUCUUGCAUCGCAGAGAGUCUAUUCUUCAAUGCUCUCCUUCACUGUACCUGACAUAAACAGUGCCGUAUCGAAGCUAAUGGCAUUGGGAGCCGAGUUGGAUGGGCCAAUCAAGUAUGAGAUCCAUGGAAAAGUUGCAGCACUGCGAUGCAUCGAUGGGCACAUGCUAGGCCUGUACGAGCCAGCUUGAAGAACGCGUGUCACAACGAAAGUAUUGAGAAGUUCCAUUAACCACUCACUGAAGACUGAUGUGUAUGUCCGGCAAAAGAUCUUUCCGCGUAAGACAACUUACUGGGUCUGGUGUGCAUGAAGCGGCAGAACUCCUUUUGUUAGCAAAAUCACGAGAGACACGGUGGAUGGUUUGCAGUCUACCAUUCUCUUCCUCGUGCUGCUGGUUAUGAUGCACAUUUUUCUCGAACUGAAUGUGCCUAGCAGGUCGUCGUGGUAAGCUGAAGCCAGGUUUCAGUGGUCCUGCUCGGUCAUGGCCUUGCUUCAUGGCAUUGUGCCAGUACAUCUAAUUCAAGUUUCAGUUGUAGUUUGACUGACAUUACAUGUGUGCGUAGUUUCAAUUUGCAAUUCAAGUGCAGGAGUGCUCUGCCCCUGAUCAUCCAUGUAAUUGAAAUUCUUCUGUAAGCAUUUGUUCUGACAGUAUAAUUGUGGACCAUAAAGUUGCUGUUAA
Messenger RNA from Zea mays, 904 nucleotides. RefSeq lists its product as uncharacterized. Bases 59 to 415 code for a protein of 118 amino acids. The record is from RefSeq and is a predicted model, not a curated record. The transcript has 4 exons. Lineage: Eukaryota; Viridiplantae; Streptophyta; Magnoliopsida; Poales; Poaceae.